AUGGAACCCAAUUUGAGAACCAGUGACUUCAGUCAGCCUGUUCGCUUUAUGGAUGGGCAAGUGUAUGCCCAGGGCCAAGCCAGCCUCGGGGCUGAAGAUCUGGCCUUGUGCACAUCUUGGGAGUCCAGCUGGGCCUCGGUCCUCCACCUUCCGGGCAGCUUCGCGCUGCCCCUGUCCCCAGGUCUUUGCAGUGGCUGUUCCCUCCGCCAGGAACACCCUUUCCCCCGACUCCUCCUCUACCUGCUGCUCUCACCCCUGGAUGCACUCGGCCAGGCCAAGAUGCAGUGUUCCUGGCGCCACCACCUCCUUGGGCUGUUGGUGCAGAUCCUUUUGGCUCUGUGCUUCUUCUCUUACCUGCAUGUGUCCCAAGACAAGCCCAUAUGGCCCCCGAAGUCCAGGGCCACCGCAGCGGAGUCUCUCAGCGCAGCUCCCAGUGGGUCCUCCCAGGGGAACCCCUGCCAGGCCACCCCGGAGCCCCCCGCCCGCCCGCCCCUGCUCCUUCUGCUGUGGACGUGGCCGUUCAACAUCCCAGUGGCUCUGUCCCGCUGCUCAGAGCUCUGGCCGGGGACCCCCGACUGCCAGCUGACCGUGAACCGCAGCGCGUACCCUCGGGCGGACGCGGUCCUCGUGCAUCACCGAGAGAUCAGCUCCAGGCCCCGGGCGCAGCUCCCUCCUUCCCCACGGCCCCCGGGCCAGCGCUGGGUCUGGUUCAACAUGGAACCACCCGACCACUGCCUCAAUCUGAAGGCCCUGGACGGCUUCUUCAAUCUCACCAUCUCCUACCGCAGGGACUCGGACAUCUUCGUGCCCUACGGCUGGCUCGAGCCGUGGCCCGGCCAGCCUGAAGACCCCCCUCCCCCGGUCAACCUCUCGGCCAAGACCGAGCUGGUGGCCUGGGUGGUGUCCAACUGGAGGACGGAAUCAGCCAGGGUGCGAUACUAUGAGAUGCUGCGAGAACAUCUGAAGGUGGACGUGUUCGGGCGCUCCCACACGCCGCUGCCCUGGGGGGAAAUGAUGGGGCGGCUGGCCCGCUACAAGUUCUACCUGGCGUUCGAGAACUCCCUGCACCCCGACUACAUCACGGAGAAACUCUGGAAAAACGCGCUGCUGGCCCGGGCGGUGCCCGUGGUGCUGGGCCCCAGCAGAAGCAACUACGAGCAGUUCCUGCCCGCCGACGCCUUCAUCCACGUCGACGACUUCCAGAGCCCCAGGGAGCUGGCCCAGUACCUGCUGGCGCUGGACCGGGACCCCGCGCGCUACCUGAGCUACUUCCGCUGGAGGGAGACGCUGCGGCCCAGGUCCUUCAGCUGGGCCCUCAUGUUCUGCAGGGCCUGCUGGCGGCUGCAGCAGGAGGCCGGCUACCGGACGGUGCCCAGCAUAGCCUCUUGGUUCACCUGAGCCGGCGGG
Messenger RNA from Diceros bicornis minor, 1407 nucleotides. RefSeq names its product 3-galactosyl-N-acetylglucosaminide 4-alpha-L-fucosyltransferase FUT3-like. Gene Ontology annotation, cellular component: membrane. The record is from RefSeq and is a predicted model, not a curated record. The transcript has 4 exons. The coding region runs from base 1 to 1398 and encodes 465 amino acids. Lineage: Eukaryota; Metazoa; Chordata; Mammalia; Perissodactyla; Rhinocerotidae. Gene Ontology annotation, molecular function: alpha-(1->3)-fucosyltransferase activity.